GACAUAGACGACUUCAUAAUUGCACUGCCAGUGAAAGAGAUGAACGACCUCUACGUGGCGAUUUGUCGCGGUGAAGAUGACCGUGCGCACAACUUUAUCUGGAUGAUGCGUUGGCAGGAGCCGUGCAUGGAGCUGUCUGAGGUAAGCCAAAAUGUGUAUCGUGGCUGGUUACGGGUAAUGAUAUCUAUGUUUGAUUUCGAUAUGAAAAUGUAG
Phytophthora sojae is the source of this 213-nucleotide messenger RNA. RefSeq lists its product as hypothetical. The record is from RefSeq and is a predicted model, not a curated record. The transcript has a single exon. The annotation marks the transcript as partial. NCBI's taxonomy places the organism in Eukaryota, Oomycota, Peronosporomycetes, Peronosporales, Peronosporaceae.